AAUAUAUCACUACUGUUAACUUAACGCCACUAGGCUAGCGAAAUGCAAACAGAGAAAGAGAAGUUUGAGGCAACAGUUGGGGCAAUGUCAAAGCAGUUAAUGGACUUUGUUGAGAAAAUGAACAAACUGGAGGUGGAAGCUAUGAAGUACAAGAGAGAUUGUUCAUUAGUGGUACAGCUUUUGAAGUGUAACCAGUCCCUGGACAGGAAGUUUGUUUCUCAAAAAAUGGAUACGUUACCAUCAGAACUGAAAGACAAGUUGACAACAGAGCUUGACCUUAAAGAAGAAAGACAACCUCUCAGUCAUCCAGACUGGAGCAAAAAACUCUGGAGAACAAAGAGUAUAGGGCCAACAAAUGCAAAAACAGAGCCACAGUCAAAGACUGUACGUACACCUAAGUUCAGUGAAUGAGGGAUAUCAAAAAGUAGUCCAUCCACAAACACUUUGAGCAUAGUUUGCAGAGUGCAUUAGAUUUAAGUCAUCAUCGUGAGCACUUGACACAAGUAAGAAUGUGCAUGUAGGUUUUUUAACUGAAACUGAUUGAAUAGUUUAAAUUUUAAUUUUUUUAAGGCAGCUUUAUCAAGAUUUUAUUGCUAGAUAAAAUUAAGCAACUGACAGAUCUGGCCAAUAAAUUAUAUAAAUUUUUUUUUUAAGAAUGUACCAGCCAUCUGGCUAAGCCAGGUAACUCACUGUGUUUGUA
Messenger RNA from Pocillopora verrucosa, 700 nucleotides. Lineage: Eukaryota; Metazoa; Cnidaria; Anthozoa; Scleractinia; Pocilloporidae. The record is from RefSeq and is a predicted model, not a curated record.